Messenger RNA from Dermacentor albipictus, 4309 nucleotides. RefSeq names its product gastrula zinc finger protein XlCGF48.2-like. The record is from RefSeq and is a predicted model, not a curated record. NCBI's taxonomy places the organism in Eukaryota, Metazoa, Arthropoda, Arachnida, Ixodida, Ixodidae.
UUAUCCACGCUUCGCGCUUUUUGCAAUUUUUUUCUGGCAGUUCCGAAACUAUUGGCGGUAAGUCGUGGUCGCUUUUGUGAAGUGAUGCGAGUUUCAAGUUCAGGUCUUCGGAUCGCGUUAGCAAGAACGGCUGCAACAUCGCUUUAUUGGGGAAUGGUGCUGUUGAGCUACCUGAGCUCAGCAAUAUGGAGCAAUAUGGAAAAUGCCCACGUGACAGAAUGAAGCCGCUGUAAGGAAUGGACAAGACGGAACUGAGCAGUGCUUCUUCGGGGCUGGUUGGUCUGAUUCAAGCCACCUUUGAUAAGCUCCAGGAAAUGCAGCUCCGUUGAGUGACUAUCAUGUUAAUGGAAUCUAUGGCCGCUCGCAAGCGCAUGAAAGUGAAAGCUGAGCCCAUUGUCAGCAAGAAUGAUGAAUGCAGCGAAUAUGUGGAGAAUGGCUGCAUGGAAGUUGAGCCUUCUGACUGCUCCAGGCAUGCCAAGGAAGAGAGUGAACACAAUGCAAGCACGGAGCAGGCCACGCCCAUCAAACCUAGCAGGGUGUCUCCCCCUGCAAGGUGUGGCGCCAAAUGUGGCAGAAAGUUCGCGAGGUUCAGCUGCAAUCUGUGUCCUUUUGUCACAAGACGGAAAGCAGCCAUGGGAGCUCACAUUUACUACAUGCACAAGCGAGUUGCAUGUUUGUUGCAAGCUGCCCCAAGCCAGACAGAUGAAUGUUCCGAGACUCAGAACAACUCUGUUAGAAAUGAAGCGGCAAACAAAGAUGUGAAUACCAGUCCAUGUGUGACAGCUGCUCCAGGCCACACACAGGAAAAAAGAAAGGGCCAAUGCAACUCAAAUGAAAGCAGAAUGGCUGUGGACCCUGAACCGUCAACACAAACAGCACCAAGUCAGAGACAUGAAGGAAGUGUAAGCGAUGAGGAUCCUGAAUCACUCAAGUCUAUACGUGACCGCAAUGAAGUGUUUGUGUCCAUGCACAAAGACGAGGGCACGAAGUUGCCUCAAUCUGCGGAAUACGGCCUCAAGACACUUGUGCUUCCCACAGACUCUACUGCCGUCAAAGAACCACUGCAACUGAAGUGCGUGAGUGAAACCAGAACAGUUGUGGAUCCUGAAUCAUCCACACAAACAGCACCACACCAGAGACACAAAAGAAGUGUAAGCGACGACGAUCCUGAAUUGCUCAAGUCUGUAUGUGACAUCAAUGAAGUGUGUGUGUCUAUGCACAAAGAUGAGGACACGAAGUUCUUUCAAUCUGCAGAAAACAACUUCAAGACACUUGUGCUUCCAAUGGACUCUGCUGCUGUUAAAGAACCGCUGCAACUGAAGUGCGUGAGCGAAAACAGAACAAUUGUGGACCCUGAACCAUCGACACAAACAGCGCCAAGCCAGAGGCAUGAAAUAAGUGUAAGCGAUUUGGAUCCUGAAUCGCUCAAGUCUGUGUGCGACAGCAAUGAAGUGUGUGUGUUCAUGCACAAAGAUGAGGACACGAAGUUGUCUCAAUCUGCAGAAAACAACUUCAAGACACUUGUGCUUCCAGUGGACUCUGCUGCUGUUAAAGAACCAGUGCAACUGAAGUGCCAGGUGUGCCCAUUUGUGACGCAGUACCAGGCCAAACUUUUUUUGCACACCAAAGAGCAUGCAAGCAAGCAAAAGGUGUAUUCUGUCAACCACUUCAGCCCCGACAUGACGAAAUGCAACACUUCAUACACCCAACCCCACACAAGCAAAACGCCUUUUAGGUGUAAUGAGUGCCCAUGUAUAUUUGCCUACUACAGCAGUCUUGUGGCUCAUAGGCGUAAACACACUUGUUAAAACACAAUUCGUGUGUAUUCUCUGCCUUUGUGAUAAUAAUCAGAUACAACAGCCAAGACAUCACGUUCAUAGUAGCCACCCAGGUUAUAAAUUGGGAGAGCUUUUUACAUUUCUUUUAUCAUUGUACUACCAUCUGUCUAAAAUACUUUGUUACAGUACUUGAUAGCUUUUCACACCAUUGUGCAUGCUUUCCAAGUUUGGUCUCACUGUUUACAAACAUUCAAGCUUCACUCUACACUUCAAUCUCCUUUUGCCAUGGUACAAGUUGGAAAAGUAGCACUGAAUCAUGUGCGCAUUCAGGUAGCCACAAAGAAAUUUAAAGCACUAACACUGUUAGGUACUUGACAGAAUAACAUAGUGCCAGAAACUGCUGUAGUUCUUGCAUAAUGAAAUAAAGCCCACUACUACAGGUGUUUUCAGCCCAUUUGGAAUAUUCGGAAGGAAAAGAGCACUGUGUUUUAAUCAGAUAAAGAUGCGACAAUAUUUUAAAAUUUUCAAGCAAUCCUGUUCGUAACAUUUUCACAUUUUGAAGGGUUAUGUUCCGAUUACAAUUCUUUUAGCUAUGUAAAAUUUAUAAGCCAACGACCUAUUGUGCCAGCUUCUACUAGCAGAAACAUGUGUAACAAGACGUCUACUUUUUUUAAUUGCAGUUAAAUAGAAAUUUGGUGUGCUCCACAGAUGGCCACUAUGUCAGCUUACUGAGAUAUCAGGUUUCCAGCCCCACAAAGGCUGACCAUGGCAAUGUGACUUUCACAGUGCUGGGCUAGGGCAGGUGCAUUUCUCCGAUUUUGCUUCCCUGUGACUGUGUGCCAUUCAUGUUCUGGGCAUUUGGCUUGGUGGCUUUGGUUAAUGAGGAAAUGAGCAAAGCAGUAAAUAUUUUGGAGUUCUCUGAAAACGGUCUUGAUAUUUAUGUAAACAUAAAGCUAAGCAUAUUACUACCUUAAGUAUUCUACAGGGCACAAAGAGCAAAAUUAUUGAACAUAAUUUGAACACUAUCCUAUACUUAACCAUAAAAGCACUGCUCAGAAAAGCAAAAAAUUGCUCUCGAAAUAAGGUGAUGUCUGCUUCAGCAUUUGCCAAAUCUUACCGAGCAUUACAUUUCACUUGACCACACUGUCAUGUAGGUAGUACUUGGCAGGUACGGAAUGUUCCCUAUCUUUGAUGGUUUGAGGCACGGUGGGUAAGCCUAAUUUAGUGUUUCUUUCAUUGAAAAAAUGAACGGUUGGAUGCAUAAUAAGCUUUGUAGUAGAGCCUCAAUAGCUAUCAGUGGACAUUUCUGACUUACAAAUGGGAGCUGAAUGAAGAAAACUCCUUUGUGACAUUCUGGUGGAUACGCUCUUUGCAAGGUGCUCCUAGUCUUCUUGUCAUAGCCUGAGCGACUUUACUACCAGAAAAAUGCAGCAGAAAUAUUGUUGCACAGCCCUUUCGAGUGUCAAGAUCUGCCUAAUUCUCAGGCUGAACACUUGGCUGACACGAUUGUGAUUGAGAUGGCUAGGUAUGCCUAAUUCCAGUGAAAUAGCCUUUUUGCUGCUUACAAAUGCAUAAGGAUAAGGUGGAAGUCUAGCUGUUACAGUUGUUUAUAUCAGGAGUGACUUUGAUAUCGUUGCCAAGCAAUCUUGAGACAUCUGUGUGAGCAUGGCCUCUUCGGCCUUGACAAUGUACAGCAUACAAAUGGAACUGUUGAUAAUGGUGGUCUUCUCACAGUAGUGGAAAUCCUUGCCUAGCACUUGCGAAGCCACAUUGCAGAAUUGAUAUUGUGAAAUAUACAGCAGCUUUGCUAUAUGUGUUGAAGAACGUGAAAUUUUCAAGGUAGUGGUAGUGAUGGCAAAAGAAUCUGGACAUUUGUAAACAACCAUACACUUCUGAACGAGCUCUCGAAAUGUAGCCAUUGAUCUCUAGUUGCUUUUUCCUUUCAAUUUUUUGCUGCCAUCAAUGUGCCUAGUGCAUUCAGUGUGUUGCUUGUAAGAAUCUUUAGCACACAACCUUGUGAUUUUACUUUAUAGCUCUGACAAUCAAAACAUUUGUUUACCGCACCUUUGUUGACUUUUUUUUUGUUGACAACUGUUGCCUGACUUCACGUUUUCUGAUAUCGCCUUGUUGUUCUCCCUGUGAACCGUGGAAGUAACGUGGUACUACUGCACUGUGUUAUGCAGUUGUUUUAUCCAUGUUAUUUGUUGCUAUCUGUUUGACUUGAUUUUCAUACCUAGAGUUCACUAUGCAGAUCUCAUAUACCAUAUAUCUCACCAGAAGUUCAAAAGUGGUCUUCCAUAUUUUGUGAGCCUCUUCAUGAGUAGCUGCAAAUACACACUGAAUUGCUCAUGUGCAAUGUAGAGUUAUACUGAUGAUGCCAUAUAAGCAGGCUGUUGACAUAAAAAAAAUAUGUUCUUAGUUAUGCUGCAGGCAUAGUCUGCUGAUUGCAUGAAAUGUAUGCAAAGUUGUGUACUUUGGCAGCAGUAAUUGAUUGCAUUGUACUUGGCAAUAAACUGCUAUUUGUGCUCGUG